This is a messenger RNA of Pongo pygmaeus (Bornean orangutan), 5030 nucleotides long. RefSeq names its product glutathione S-transferase theta-4-like. Gene Ontology annotation, biological process: glutathione metabolic process. NCBI's taxonomy places the organism in Eukaryota, Metazoa, Chordata, Mammalia, Primates, Hominidae. Gene Ontology annotation, cellular component: cytoplasm. The transcript has 4 exons. Gene Ontology annotation, molecular function: glutathione transferase activity. The record is from RefSeq and is a predicted model, not a curated record. The coding region runs from base 1 to 564 and encodes 187 amino acids.
AUGGACAAACCUCUAUGGAAGCUCAAGGUCUGUCCUGUGCUCAGCGUGGCCAUCCUCUACUACCUGUGUCGCAAGUACAGCGCACCAUUACACUGGUACCCGCCAGACUUGCACACACGUGCCCAUGUGGAGGAGUUCAUGGCUUGGCAACACACAGCCUUUCAGCUGCCCAUGAAGAAGAUAGUCUGGCUCAAGUUGCUGAUAACAGGGGAGGAAGUUUCAGCUGAGAAGAUGGAACUUCCAUCAGUGGAAGAGGUGAAGAACAGCCUGCAGCUCUUUGAGGAGUAUUUUCUGCAGCAUAAGCUGUUCAUCACUGGGGACCACAUCUCACUGGCUGACUUGGUGGCCGUGGUGGAGAUGAUGCAGCCCAUGGCAGCCAACUAUAAUGUCUUCCUCAACAGCUCCAAGCUAGCUGAGUGGCAUAUGCGGGUGGAGCUGAAUAUCAGCUCUGGCCUCUUUAGGGAGGCCCAUGAUCGACUAAUGCAGUUGGCCGACUGGGAUUUUUCAACAUUGGAUCCAAUGGUCAAGGAGAAUAUUUCUGAGUUGCUGAAGAAGAGCAAGUGACCCUAAUCGCAGCCUGUCCUGCAGGGCCUGGCUGGCUCAGCAACCUGAGCCACCUUCCUUAAAGGAAAUGCUAAAAAAACAAACAAACAAACAAACAAAAAAAACAGAAAACUGUUCUUUGUCUAAUAAAGAACUGGAACAACCAUCACAGCUGCUGAGCAGCAGACAGUUGGCAUAUGCAUACGGUCUGAUGUGGGAGUGGGUGGUGGUUACAGAUCCUUCCAGUUUCCAAAAAGAAUUUUAAAAGGGUUAAAUAUGGUUACAUUGUGAUUAACAAUAGUUGGUGACUUCAAUAUCCCACUUUCAGUAAUAGAAAAACUACAGAAGACCAUCAAGGAAAUAGGGGACUUGAAAAGCAUAAUUAACCAAUCGCACACACUAGACAUGAACAGAACGUUCCACCCGACAGGAGCAGAAUAAGCAUUCUUCUAAAGAGCACAUGGAAUAUUCGCCAGUAUAGAGCAUAUAUUUUGUCCUCAGUCUCAAAUUUAAGAUGAUUGAAAUUACACAAAGUAUGUUUUCUGGACACAGUGGAAUAAAGUUAAAAAUCAAGAACAGAAGGAAGACUAGAAAAUUCACAAGCACAUAGAAAUUAAACAGCACACUCUUAUACAACCAAUGGGUUAAAGAAGAAAUCACAAGGGACAUCAAAAAGUAUCUUGAAUGAAUAAACAUGAAAACACAACAUGCCCAAAUUUAUAAGAUGCAGCAGAAGCAGUGCUAAGAGCAAAAUUUAUAGCUGUAAACACAUAAGUUGAAGAACGAUCUUGAAUCAAUAACCUAACUUUACACCUUAAGGAACUAGAAAAAUAAGAGCAAACUAAACCCAACACCAGUAGAAAACAGGAAAUAAUAAAGAUUAGAAUGGAGAUAAAUGAAAUAGAAAAUAGAAAAGCAAUAAAAUAAAUAAAACCAAAAAUUGGAUCUUUGCAAAGAGCAACAAAAUUGGCAAACCUUUACUUAGAAUAGCCAAGUGAAAAAAUAAGGGUCAAAUUAUUCACCAAGAAAGAAAGUGGAGGCUGGGUGCAAUGGCUCACACUUGUAAUCCCAGUACUUUGGAAAGCAGAGGCAGAAUGAUCACUUGAGGCCAGGAGAUUGAGACCAGCCUGGGCAACACAAUGAGACUUUUUUCUAAAAAAUAUAUAUUUUUAAAAAAUUAGCUUGGUGUGGUGGUGCAUGCCUGUGGUCUUAGCUAACUGUGUGGCUGAGGUGGGAGGAUCACUCGAGUUCAAGAGUUGAAGGUUACAUUGAGCUAUGAUUACACCACUUCACUCCAGCCUGGGCAACAUAGAACAACUUUAUCUCAAAAAACAAACAAAAACAAAAAUGAAGAAAUGAGAUGGAAACCAGAAAGAAAGAAAAUGGAGACAUCACAUUGGUCAUAGAAAAAUACAAAAGUUUAGAAAGAAAUACUAUGAAUAAUUAUAUGUGGACAAUUUAGGAAACCUAGAUGAAAUGGGAAAAUUUUAGAAACACACAAUCUACCAAAACUGACUUAAGAAGAAAGAUACAAUUGUAAUAGACCUGUAACAAAUAAACAGAUUAAAAUAUUAAUUAUUUUUAAAAAUUCGACAAGGAAAAGCCCAGGACCAGAUGGCUUCACUGGUGAAUUCAACUGAAAGCUUGAAGAACUAACACAAAGCCUUCACAAACUCUUCCAAAAAAUAGAACAGGAAGAAAUAUUUUUCAACUCGUACUAUGAGGCCAGAAUUACUCUGAUACCAAAGAGAGAAAAAGACAUUACAAGAAAAUAAAGUUACAAAGCAAUAUCCUUAUAAAUAAGAUGUAAAAAUCCUCAGCAAAAUAUUAGCAAAUCAAAUCCAGCAGCAUAUUAAAAGGAUCAUACACCUUGACCAGGUAGGAUUUAUCCCAGGAGUACAAAUGCAGUUCAACACACAAAAAUCAAUCAAUGUAGCAUACCAUGUUAAUAGACAGUCACAUGAUCAUCCUAAUGUAGAGAAGGCCUUUGACAAAAUCUAACAUCCUUUUACGAUAAAAUUACUCAGCAGAUGAAGACGAGAAAGGAACUUCCUCAACUUGACAAAAAGCAUCUAUGAAAAACCUAUAACUAACACCAUACUUCAUUCAUUGUGAAAGAUCGAGCGUUUCCCUCCUAAGAUCAGGAACAGGACAAGAAUGUUCAUUCACACUACUUCUACUUAUUAGGGCAAUUAGGCAAGAAAAAGGAACAAGGUGGAAUGUAGAUCAGAAAGAAAGAAGUAAAACCGUCUCUAUUCACAGAUGACAUUCUAGGAAUUCUUACGGAACUCACUUAAAAACAAUUACAGCUAAUAAACGAGUUCAAGGCUGGGCACAGUGGCUCAUGCCUGUAAUCCCAGCACUUUGGGAGGCUGAGGCAGGCAGAUCAUGAGGUCAGGAGUUUGAGACCAGCCUGUCCAAUAUGGUGAAACCCCGUCUCUACUAAAAAUACAAAAAUUAGCUGGGCAUGGUGGCGCAUGUCUGUAGUCCCAGCUACUCGGGAGGCAGAGGCAGGACAAUCACUAGAGCCCAGGAGGUGGAGGCUGCAGUGUGCCAAGAUCAUUCCACUGCACUCCAGCCUGGGUGACAGACUGAGACUCCAUCUCAAUAAAAUAAAAUAAAUUCAGCAAGGUUGCAGGAUACAAGAUUAAUACACAAAAAUCAAUAGUAUACAUUUGCAAUAAAGGAUCAAAAACAAAAUUAAAACCACACUUCCAUUUAUAAUAGCAUCAAAAAGAAUAAAAUAGUUAGAAUAAAUUUAACCAAAGAAAAGCAACACUUCAACACAGAAAACUACAAUGUGCUGUUGAAAGAAAUUGAAGAAGCACCACCAAGCAAUCUGACCUGAGAAAACAUGCAGGUUCAACAGAAUGAGUCCUGCUCUUCAGCAAGCUCCCAUCUUGUGUUCAAGCUGGGUCUGUGAGGCAAGUUCAGCAACAUAGACAUGGACAUGCAACCAAAUCUGUAAUGUAGAAAAGGCCAAGGGAAGGUGGAUCAAUCAUUGGAAACAUUCAACAAUCCAUGGAAGAAAUGUUAAAAAUAGAAUCUCAGGGUCUGAUGAAGUUGGAAUAUCACUCUUCUAUGUAUUUCAGUUGGAAUCUGUUGAAUGAUUGGAUACAGUAAAAGAUAAAUAUAGGGAAUUAUUAGGUAGCAUUAAAUGUGUAAUAAAUGUAAAGAGAGGGAACAAGUGCAUACAAGGAAGUGUACGCUACUGGGUUUCUGUUGAAUUGUUCAUGGAAGACCAUCAGCAGUUCAAGUGUGAAAGCUUGUCUUAAAAUUAGCUGGAUGUAGUGGCGUGUGCCUGUAAUCCCAGCUACUCAGGAGGCUGAGGCAGGAGAAUCGCUUGGACCUGGGAAGCAGAGAUUGCAGUGAGCCAAGAUCACACCACUGUACUCCAGCCUGGUGACAGAGCGAUACUCCAUCUCAAGAAAACAAAAACAGAAAAAACUUGUCUUGAGGGACUGUGCCAGGCUUUACAGCUACAAACAUCAUGGAGGAAGCUGUCUGCCCAUUAGAAGCCCAGAGCCCAGAGGGACAGACUAGAGCAAAUCCUCUCCCUCAUUGGAGCUAGAUGGGAACACAAAUCUAUCUGAUAACUAACAUGCAAUUUUACUUCUCUUACCUUGUUUAAUCCUCACAACCACCCUGAUGAGUAGUAGUAUUAUCCCCAUUUUGUAGAUGAAGAAACAAGUUCUUCAAGGGGAAGGGAUCCUCAGAGUAGCAUAUGAAUGAGAGGCAGAACCAGAGUCAGGACCUAUAUCUUGUCUUCUCCUUCCUACAACUAGAAAAGUACCCACAACGAGGCAAUGCUUUUGGUGCAGAGGAAGCAGUAGUGAACAAAAUAGGCAAAAAUCUCUACCUUUAGUGCUCACAUUGUUGUGGAGAAAGACAAACAAUAAGCACAGUAGAGAAGUAAAAAUUAGAAUGUUUUGCUAAAAAGUCCAUAAAAUUGAAUAUUAUUCAGCCAUAAGAAGGGAUGAAGUACCGUUAUAUGCUACAACAUGGAUGAACCUUGACACCAUUAUGCUAAAUGAAAGAAGCCAGUCAUAAAAGGCCACAUAUUUCAUUAUUCCAUUUGAAUGAAAUCUCCAGAAUAGGCAGAUACUUCCUAUCCACAGAGGUAGAAAGUAGAUGAAUGGUAACCAGGGGCUAGGGGAAGAGGGAAAAUGGGCAGUGACUCUUUAUUGGGUACAGAGUUUCUUUUUUGGGUGAUGAAAAUGAUCUAGAAUUCGAUAACUCUGAUGGUGACAAAACUUUGUUAAUAUACUAACAACCACGGAAUUGGCUUUAAACCAAUUGAAUUUUAAAGUAUACUUUGAAAGGGUGGAUAUUAUGGUAUGGGAAUUAUAUCUGAUAAUGAAAAUAUGAUUACAUUGUUCAAAAGCAUAGGGAAGCAGCUACAAAAAAUAUGAAGCGUAAAUUGUGGCUCUUUUUAUUCUGAAGUGUAAAAAUUGAACAUUGUAUCUCAAAAUAUAAAACAAAAACAA